AUGAAGGCUACUUUCAUCACCCUCGCUGUUGCUGGCCUCGUCGCCGCUCAGAACCUGGAAGGCAUCGACCCCUGCGUUAAAUCCUGCAUUGAGACUGGACUCAAAUCAGCCUGCGCUGGUAGCGCCGACAUCGCAAAAUGCGCCUGUGAACCCGACACCCAGAGCAAGCUCAUCGGCCCCGUCAGCCAGUGCGCCGUAACCAACAAGUGCAGCACCGAUGCACUUAUCAAGGCUCAGUCCAUCGCUUCCGAGCGGUGCAAGGCCGAUGCGUCCAGCUCGUCCUCGGAAUCUGGCUCCGCCACCGGAUCCCACUCUAGCUCUGCUUCUGCCACAGCCUCUUCAACGGGCGUGGCCCCUGUCUUGACCACUGGUACAGGUGGUGCUCCCACUCACAGCAGGAACCAGACGGGUACUGCCACCAGUGGAGGUACCGGCACCACCAGGGCUCCUACCAGCACCCAUGGUGGCUCUGGCGCUGCUACCACCGGCUCCGGCACUGCUCCUACAUCCACUGGUGCUGCCGCUGCUGGUCCUGUCAUCGGUGCUCUCGCUGCCGUCCUUGCCGCUGCCUUGGCUCUGUAG
Molecule: messenger RNA, 582 nt
Organism: Metarhizium album ARSEF 1941
Lineage: Eukaryota; Fungi; Ascomycota; Sordariomycetes; Hypocreales; Clavicipitaceae
Product: Extracellular membrane protein, CFEM domain protein
Exons: 2
Coding region: 1-582 (193 amino acids)
Source: RefSeq, a predicted model, not a curated record